AUUUCAUUGUUUUGCCACCCCACCCCCAUUACUCCCAUUGCGCUACUCCUGUAGGCUGUAGUCUUGCUUCGCAAGCAUUGUCGCGGACCCGCUUUGUCUAAACGCAAGAGGAGAAUCCACAGCUUUCCCAAACCCAGAGACCUCCCCUAACGGUCGACUUUUGAGCUUUAUCUUCCUCUACGAGCCCAUGACUUUCACACGCAUUUUGUCCAAUUACAGGGCCUAAAAAGCUUUAAUGAAUCAAGUUCCUCAUUGGCUUUCACCAAGAAGCUGCGCAGAGAAAUGAUCCUGCCAGCCGUAAAGUUGGGAACCCUUGCUCUCAAAACCCUCUGUAAACCCAUUGCCAAUCGACUUAAGAAGGAGGCCAGCUUGCACCCCAAGUUCAGGCAGUUCAUUAUUAACAUUGCCCAGGCAAAUCAUCGAUUUACAACAAAAACACAAAGACGUAUUUAUGGUCACACAAUUGAUGCUGAAAUACGCCCACUUAAUGAGGAGAAAGCUGUUAAAGCUGCUGCAGAUCUUCUCGGGGAGCUCUUUGUCUUCACGGUUGCUGGUGCUGCUGUUAUUUUUGAGGUGCAAAGAAGUUCUAGAUCUGAGGCAAGAAAGGAGGAAUUGCGCAGGCAGGAAUUGCAGGCAAUGAAGCAAAGAGAUGAAGAUUUGGCUAAAGAGGUUGAACUUCUUAGACACAAGAUUGAAGAACUAGAACAACUUGCCAAAGGACGAGGACUUACCGGUAUUUUUCACUUCAGGCACUCUCACACCAAUGAAGAUGGAAAGACAAAAAACACAUGAACGCUGUAAAAUUCAAGAGGGGGUACAGGGUUUACUAGAAUAGCAAUUGAGAUGAAGUGGAGUUAGAGAUUCGAAUAGAGUCUGAGGUUGGGAGUUCGAGAAGGAGGAAGGCAUUCAAGGCUUUGGGUUAUACGGGGUCGUUUACAAACAGGGAAGAAGAGUCCAAAACGUACAGCAGCAAGGAGGGAAAACACACCGUUUAAGGCUUUAGGAACGCACCGUUUCAUUAUCUAAUUUUACUUUCUGUUAUUUUACUUCUGUCAUUUGCUUUCUGUUUUGUAAUGGCUACGGGAAAUGUCAGAGUUUGUUAGUAGUGGGCUGAGGGAAUAUAAGCAGUGGGGCAGCAGAGUUCUCGAUUUAUCAAUUACCUUGUAUUGUCUGAAUCAGAACAUUGGAGACUAGGGUUCCUCGAAAACUCAACUAUCUUACUUUUCAUCAGUAUUAUUCAGGGAAGUUUUUCCCAAAAUUCCAUUA
Juglans regia (Persian walnut) is the source of this 1266-nucleotide messenger RNA. Its product is annotated as optic atrophy 3 protein homolog. Gene Ontology annotation, biological process: regulation of lipid metabolic process. Lineage: Eukaryota; Viridiplantae; Streptophyta; Magnoliopsida; Fagales; Juglandaceae. The coding region runs from base 283 to 792 and encodes 169 amino acids. Gene Ontology annotation, cellular component: mitochondrion. The record is from RefSeq and is a predicted model, not a curated record. The transcript is spliced from 5 exons.